ACGAAGAAGACUUUUUGGGGCCAGCCGUUGCAGCUGAACUGCCAAUAUAAACAUUGGUCCGUCUUUGAGGAUUUGUGUGCAUUUUAUAAGCGUAAACGUUGUUCUUCCAAGGUUUAAUUGCAGUUUUGCAUUAUGAUAAGGGAAAUGAACCAGGUUUUCGUGUUUGAUCUCGAUUGUAAGGAUUAGAAAGCUAGCAAGGCCUUGAUGUUGUCCUGCUAACGGAAGCCAAUGAUCCAGCUGGAGAAACCAGUUCUGACUGGUACCAUGCCGGUCGUGUGGCCCACCAUCCUCGACCUGGGAAGGGACGAGUGUAAAAGAAUUCUGCGUAAACUCGAGCUGGAGGCAUACGCUGGAGUUAUUAGCGCCCUGCGAGCUCAGGGAGACCUGACAAAGGACAAGAAGGACAUCCUGGGAGAGCUCACUAAGAUCCUCAGCAUCUCAACAGAGCGCCAUCGCGCAGAAGUUCGCAGGGCCGUUAACGAUGAACGCCUCACCACCAUCGCCUAUCACAUGUCUGGUCCCAACAACUCAUCGGAAUGGUCCAUCGAAGGACGCAGACUCGUUCCUUUGAUGCCGAGGCUGGUCCCUCAGACGGCCUUCACGGCCACGGCUAAUGCUGUGGCCAGUGCCACAGCCAAUCAGAACGCCUCCUUUCUGUUGCCGGCAGAAACAGGAAACAAAGAAGUGGUCGUAUGUUACUCCUACACGAGCACCACCUCCACCGCCACCAGCGCCACGGCGACUAGCGGACCUCUUGGAGCGUCUGUGAAAUCCCAGAGACCCGCCAGCCCGUCGUCCAAUGUGGUCGUGCUGCCCAGCGGGAGCACGGUCUACGUGAAAAGUGUAAGUUGUUCCGACGAUGAUGAAAAGCCUCGCAAACGAAGACGCACAAACUCGUCUAGCUCGUCGCCGGUGUUGCUGAAGGAUGUGACCAAGGUGUCGCCGUCGGUGUCUAAGAACAUCACGGUGCCGGUGAGCGGCAGCCCCAAGAUGAGCAACAUAAUGCAGAGCAUCGCCAACUCCCUCCCCCCUCACCUGUCCCCCGUCAAAAUCACCUUCACCAAACCCGCCCUCCAGACCACCAGCACCACCACACAGAAGGUGAUCAUCGUGACGACUUCCCCGAGCUCCGGCUUUGUGCCCAACAUCCUGUCUAAGUCUCACACCCAUAACGCCGCCGCCAUGGCCAAGCUGGGCUCCACCUCCAUUCUAACCACCCCCACACAGAAACAGACGGUGGUCUUCCCUGCCAGCUCCUGUCCCUCCAGCACCGUCGCCGUGACGACGGUGGUCUCCUCCACUCCAUCAGUGGUGAUGUCCACUGUGGCACAAUGUGCAGCUUCUGCCGGAGUGAAGGUUGCUUCAGCGAGGCUCCCAUCGCCGAAGACCCUGGUCGGCUCCCCCACCCAGAUCCUGGCCCAGUUCCCCAAACAGCAAUCCCCCAAACAGCUGCAGCAGAGCUCGCCUUUAGGAGCCUCCAGUAUCACUCAGAGCCAGGCCAACACCACCCCUCCAUCAGGAGCCAAACCCACCAUCCAGAUCAAACAGGAAUCUGGGGUGAAGAUAAUCACCCAGCAGGUGCAGCCCAGUAAAAUCCUGCCUAAACCUUCCUCUGUGGCUCUGUCCAGCAGCAGCUCUUCACCCAUUAUGGUAGUCAGCAGCAAUGGCACCAUCAUGACCACCAAACUGGUCACCCAGCCCACAGCGACUCAAACUACAUACACAAGACCCACAGUUAGUCCCAAUAUUGGUGCCAGAAUAUCAGCGUCCAGUGGAGGGACCACCUACGUCAAGACCACUAGUGGCAGCAUCAUCACCGUGGUCCCGAAGUCUCUGGCCACUUUGGGUGGGAAGAUCAUCAGCAGCAAUAUUGUGUCCGGAACAACCACGAAGAUCACCACCAUCCCCAUGACGUCGAAGCCCAACGUGAUAGUGGUGCAGAAAACUACAGGCAAAGGAGCCACCAUCCAAGGACUGCCAGGCAAGAAUGUGGUCACAACGCUGUUAAACGCUGGGGGAGAGAAGGGGCUGCAGGCAGUUCAGGGGACCAAACCAGCCAUUCUCACCACCUCCAGGCCCAUCACCAAGAUGAUCGUCACCCAACCCAAAGGCAUGAGCUGUGGAUCUCAGUCCACUGCCACCAAGAUCAUCCCAACCAAGAUUGUUUACGGCCAGCAGGGAAAAACACAGGUCCUCAUUAAGCCGAAGCCAGUGUUUCAGACGGCGGUGGUCAGUGAACAGACCCGGCAGCUGGUCACUGAGACGCUGCAGCAGGUGACCCGAGCUGCCGAGGUCAGUCAGGCUCAGACCUCGGGCCACGACGGCUCUGGGAAGGAGGAUACCGGGAGUCUGGGGGAGGCCCCCAGCGUUAGCAGCGAUGCCGCCCAGAGCAGCGCUCAAGAUCCGCAGCCUGUAGUGCACAUGGUGUCCUCCAGAGAGCAGGAUUGGACCGAGCAGGAAGUAGCUAUGGAGUCUUUUCCUGCCAUUAUCAACCCAGAGGUGUCCGGUUCGGAUUCCCAGUCCGCCACCUCAACCAUCAAAGCCCUGCUGGAGCUGCAGCAGACGGCAGCAGUGAAGGAGAAGGCUGAGUCCAAAGCGAAGCAGCCAACCAUCGACCUGAGCCUGAUGGCCGUUCCCAUCCAGCCGCCUCAGGAGAAGCUCAGCCCAAAGUCGCCAAAGCCCUCAGCAUCAGAGGCCGAACCCACGCCGGACCACGUCACAGCAGGUAAACCGAGCAGAGCGGAGGCGCCCUCGCAGGAAGGCGAUGCAGUGAUGUCGUACACUCAGCCAGCAGGGAAACCUCUGAAAAGCAACAGUCAGGUUCCCGUGGUAACCAAACCAGUCGCACCCGCCUCCGUGGCCACGCCAUCAAACCUGCUUCAGCCCGCAGACGCUCACAGGAAAACGGAGUCUGUCGUAGAGGUGACUGAGAUGGAGGGCGACACCCUGGACCCUCAGACGGGCUUGUUCUACCGCUCCAACAAACCUCCCUCUGACACCGUCAACCCAACGGCUCAGCUUGCGGCGGCGAGCCACGCCGAGGCAGAGCAGAGCCGACCCAGCUCCACCCCGGUCCAGCAGCCGCCUCCCCCGCAGCUCCAGAGCAAACCUCAGAUCAGCCAGCCCUCCUCCUCGUCUGCUCCUCCUCUCAUUAAGAAAAUCUGUAAACCACCGGAUCAGAGCACGCCUAAACCUCAAAGCUCAACUCCGAGCCCUCACAAAGACAGAGCCCCGGCUGUACCCACACAGACCGCAGCAAAGACCCAGACUCCCAGCACGCCAGUCAAGCCCCCGGUUACACCACAGCUCCCCAAGCUACAGCAAGCGCCGUCGUCCCACCACAGGCCUCUGCACGCUCCCAUGUCACACCCGCCUCCCCUGCAGGCGCACCACCCAGUGAGCACUGAAAAGCCCGCAUCCAGUCAGCAGCCAAUCAUCACUCAGAGUGCCACCGUCACCAAGAUCACCUUUGGCGGCUCUCACCACCCCACUCCGGUCUUCAGCAGUGGCGAGGCAGCCGCCAAAAUGAUCCCAGAGUCCAGUUCCGGGUCUUCAGGAGACAAGCAGUCGGUGUCCGACAUCCUGAAGAUCUCCAUGAUGGAGGCAGAGAUCGAUCCCAGCACGGAGCCCAUGGUUGUGGAUUCUUCUAGCGACUGCGGCCCUCUGGGAAAAACCCUGGACGUCCAGUCGGUGUCGGGAACGCUGGACUCGGGCCAGUUCAUCAGCAGCUCCGUAGCCGGCGUGCGCCACACUAAGCCACAGCAGUUCAGCUGCGUUCAGGGCCUCGCGGCACAGAGCAGCAAAGACGACCUGGAAGUCAUUGAGGUGAUCCCUCAGUUCUCCAUCCUGCCAGACUCCAGUCAGUCCAACGUGGUGGUGGAGCCCAGCGGCUUCCUGGAGAUCACCAACUACACCAGCCAGCAGCUGGAGGAGGACAGCCCCAUGGAGCAGGAGGUGGACAGUAGCAACGACGAGGCCGCGGCCGCCAGCCCCGCAGGGCAGCCGUAGGCGCUCUGAGGCCGGGACUCUGACAUGAGCAAGGCACUUCUACACUUUGAACCAGCAGACUGAUGAUCUAUUUCAGAUUCACACCCAGCAGACCGUUCUGUUUCUUUCUUUCCUCUGAGCGUGUAAAACAUCACUUUGUUAGUCUCCUCUCUCCGCAGCUAAUGGCCCAUGUGGUUUUUAUUGCUGUGAAAGCUGAGGUGAAAGGAUUAGCUUUAGCUCAGAACAGCUGGAAAAAGCUCCAGCGUUUUAACGUACUCGCACAACUUUUGUCAAACCUUUCCACGUUUAUAACCCAGAAGAGGAUUUUUUUUCCUUUUUUUUGGAAUAUUCGGAUCUACUUUGCAUCAUUUCAGAAACAUAAACUGCAUCUGUGUUAAUAGCUGUCCAUAGUGUCUCCUUUCUCAUCAGAGAAACUGUAUUUUUAUCCUGACUGAAUAACAACAAACUUUCUCUCGCAUUUUGGUUUUAGAGAUAAAAAAAAAAAAAAAAGGGAACAUCGCUGGAGCGGAUUUAUUUCUCUGUGAGACUUUAAGCAGACCCAGAAAAGAGAGCUGAAGGCUGGAUUCUGUCCAAGAUACGCCUCACUUAAACGAGAAGAAAUAAACAAUGCACCAUUGGUUUUUUUUUUUGUUGUAAGAUUGACUAAGGUUAAGAAAAGAAGCUGUUGUCAGGUUUGCAUUUGUCUUGGCAUCGUUUGUUACAGCUGCAUUUUUUUUCUUACUUUUUCAAACUAGAGGACUCAUGAGAAAUCAUUUAAUCUGCACAAUAAAGCAGUUGAGUGAAACUUA
Cyprinodon tularosa is the source of this 4796-nucleotide messenger RNA. It is a transcript of the gene emsy, whose product is annotated as EMSY transcriptional repressor, BRCA2 interacting. Bases 229 to 4008 code for a protein of 1259 amino acids. The transcript has 20 exons. Gene Ontology annotation, biological process: regulation of DNA-templated transcription. Lineage: Eukaryota; Metazoa; Chordata; Actinopteri; Cyprinodontiformes; Cyprinodontidae. Gene Ontology annotation, cellular component: nucleoplasm. The record is from RefSeq and is a predicted model, not a curated record.